AUGACCAAGAUCGCUAUCAUCUACUACUCAACCUACGGCCACAUCGCUACGAUGGCCGAGUCCGUCAAGAAGGGCGUCGAGUCUGUGGACGGCGUCACUGCCGAGGUCUACCAGGUGCAGGAGACGCUCUCCGAGGAGAUCCUGACCAAGAUGCAUGCGCCGCCUAAGAAAGACCACCCGGUGGCCACGCCCGACAUCCUCAAGAACGCAGACGGCGUGUUGCUGGGCUUCCCCACUCGUUUCGGCAGCAUGCCGGCCCAGGUCAAGGCGCUAUUUGACGCCUGCGGAGGCCUCUGGGCUGGUGGCGCGCUUGUGGGCAAGCCCGCUGGCAUUUUCUUCAGCACGGGCACCUUGGGAGGUGGUCAGGAGACCACGGCUUUCACCUCUGUGACUUUCCUCACUCACCAGGGUAUGACCUUUGUGCCACUUGGCUACCGCAGCCCGCUGCUCUUCAACUUGGAAGAGAUCCACGGCGGAUCUCCGUGGGGCGCCGGCACCAUCGCCGGCGGCGAUGGCUCUCGCCAGCCAAGCCAGCUCGAGCUGGACGUUGCCAAGGUCCAGGGCGAAUCUUUCGCUGGCGUGGCCAAGAAGCUCUCAGCCUAA
Molecule: messenger RNA, 603 nt
Organism: Phytophthora nicotianae INRA-310
Lineage: Eukaryota; Oomycota; Peronosporomycetes; Peronosporales; Peronosporaceae
Product: NAD(P)H:quinone oxidoreductase, type IV
Exons: 1
Coding region: 1-603 (200 amino acids)
Molecular function (GO): FMN binding; NAD(P)H dehydrogenase (quinone) activity
Source: RefSeq, a predicted model, not a curated record